Messenger RNA from Medicago truncatula (barrel medic), 1204 nucleotides. RefSeq names its product 60S ribosomal export protein NMD3. Gene Ontology annotation, cellular component: cytoplasm; nucleus. Gene Ontology annotation, molecular function: ribosomal large subunit binding. The record is from RefSeq and is a predicted model, not a curated record. Bases 60 to 1019 code for a protein of 319 amino acids. Lineage: Eukaryota; Viridiplantae; Streptophyta; Magnoliopsida; Fabales; Fabaceae. The transcript has a single exon. Gene Ontology annotation, biological process: ribosomal large subunit export from nucleus.
UAAAUAAAUAGAGCGCAGCGUAUUGCAAUUGCAAUUAGGUCAAAAAGAAAGUGUCGAAGAUGGAGGAAGGGUUUUGUGCUGUUGUGAAUGUUCGUCAACAACAUGUUUCUGAACUGCGUACUUUGUUUCAUUUGGAGCAGGUCAGCGUUUCGAACCAUCUCGGUAUCCUUGAAAAGAUUCGGAGAAUCAAAUACAACAUCGAUGAAGGUUUGUCUUUCUGUUUCAAUAGCAUAUCUGAUGCUGCGAAAGUUGUCAAUCUUAUAACGGGCAUACUUCCUGCCCUGGUUCAGUGGAACAAGAUUGAUCCAUACCUUUUUUCUGUUGAAAUCGUCCCAAUUUGCUGCGGGGAUUUGAUUAUUCUGCCUAGUAAUAUUGCUGCUUCUUUAGGUCCAAAUAUUGGUCCUAUUGUUAUUUGUACUAGGGUUGCCAGAACAUUUACUUUGCUUGAUCCAUUUACCUUGACCCGCUGUUUCUUAAAGGCUGAUCGUUACUGGGAUGCACCCUUCACGCCUUCAUUCUCUAGGCAUCAGUUAGUGGAAUAUGUUGUUCUCGGUAUCGAGAAAUUAGAUGAGGAGGAGGAGGAGGAGGAGGUGGAGGAGAAUAAACAGAAGAAUAAGAUUUUUGGAUAUGCUGAUGCUGCUGCUGCCAAAAAAUAUCGUUUAGCUAAUGCCAUAGUUGCUCGUGUGAAAGAUAUUGGAAAUAAUAAUCACACAACUUUUCAAAUCAGGACUCAUCUUAGUCGUAUUUUAAAACCUGGUGACCAUGCUCUUGGUUAUGACCUGCCUGAAGGAGAUCCCAUUUUGAUUACCAAGAUUAGUUUUGCUAAAGAGGAGAAUGGUAGAGUUAUUCCUGUUCAGGAUAAGUGGGAAUCUGAUUAUCAACUCUUCUUAAAAGAUUUACAACAAGACCCUAAACUCCUCUUCGACCGAAAUCCAACCAACUGCCAUCCAUCUGGCCCACCCAUCAGAUCCCCUUUUAGAAGACCUUUUUAUCCAUUGGAGGAUUUGCUUGAUGGAUGAUCUACUUUUCAUUUAUUAGGUUUUUUCUAUUUGCUGUUUCUGUUUCUGUUUCAUGUUUAUAUUUAUUCCGAUAACAAGAACAAAUACUUAAAAGGUUCUUUUCACUUACUUUGUUGCAAUUUACAAUUUCUGUUUGAUAUUUAUGUUUAUUAGAACAAUUUCUGUUUGAUAUUUAUGUCCAUCAA